This is a messenger RNA of Haliotis rubra (blacklip abalone), 2520 nucleotides long. RefSeq lists its product as uncharacterized. NCBI's taxonomy places the organism in Eukaryota, Metazoa, Mollusca, Gastropoda, Lepetellida, Haliotidae. The transcript has 16 exons. The coding region runs from base 49 to 1956 and encodes 635 amino acids. The record is from RefSeq and is a predicted model, not a curated record.
AUCACUGCGGUAUGACAAUAUGGCGGCGUGUCGCUCAGAUUAUUGAGUAUGAGGAAUGGAUCAGCUGUGUUGAAUAGAAUAUUUUCUCGUAGAUUCCCUGUAUACAUAACAAUACGGCAAAUGUGGCUGCAAAACAGGAUCCAGAGUUCACUGAAUGCUCUAUCUUCCUUGAGCAGAUCUCGGAAGAUCAUCCUGCUUGUUCUGGUGUUACUGCUGCUCUUCUACUAUCUGGUUCCGACAGUCUUCAACUAUACUUCACCCAAGAUCCAUCUAGUUCUGGAGGACUGUUUAGAAGAAAAAAUCCACAAAUCGUUUUUCAAGUCAACUGAAUCAUUGGAUGCUGUGAUCAACCACAGGCCACUGCUGCCAGGGGAAACAGCUUAUCCCAUAUAUGUUGGCAAUGGUAAAGUAGCGGCAGCAUUUGACUCGCAGAAUGGACUAUUCAUCCGCUUGAAUAGAGCUCUGUCUCUACCUGUCAAGUUCUACCCAGUGGUUCAAACUCAAGUUGAUGGAGAACCGUUGAAAGAGGCAUUUGCUGUGGAUAUGAAGGCAGGAGUGGCCUACCGGAUGCAAACAGUGAAGCGAGGUUGGAGCUGUGUCAGUAUUGGCUCCAAGCUGUACGCUCAUCGAUCACACCCAUCUAUCCUUGUGCAGGACAUCCGUAUACAGAACCCAACACAAUCUCCCGUGACAAUUGAACUGGAUCAGAUUGGCCCCUCAGGAUGGACAGACUCCAAGACACAGCAGUACACGGGCAGGACAUCCACAGGUGAAAAUGUGUCCUACAAAGUGACAACUGGUAUUGUGCAGAUUCCUGAGUCUACGUCAGUAGUGGCAGCUGCUGUGGGCAUGGUCUUCCUGGACUCCAGCACAGUCACAGUGCAACCAGACAGAACGAAGCUGUACCAUAUCCUGACUGUGGUACAUUACACCAAGCCUGCAGACCAGCACGAGGUGCCACAUUUAGUCCCUGACCUGCUCAACCAGGUCAAGAUAGAUAUGGGACUAGCAUUGAAUAUUGAUGGGAAGCAUAUGCUACAAGAGCACACCAAAGUGUGGGCGUCUUUGUGGCAGAGCGGUUUUGGCAUCAGCCAUUCCAAGGCAGGUGGGGCUCUGAAUGGAGACAAGAUUAACUCUACCAUAUACUUUGUCCUGAGUAAUGUGCCUGCACCUCUCCACGACCCGUCUACCACUAAAGCCCAGCGCAUCAACAUACAGAAGGUUCUGUACUACCCCGACAGAUGUUAUGGAGAACACUCAACACUACAAGCAGACAAACUAUGGAUUGAUGUUGAAGAUGAGGACCAGAUAGCUCGUGUGGUGACGACGUGGAUGAUCACACUGGAGAAGCAGGGUUGUGCCGUAAUGGUUCAGUCAGGUGCUGAAGGAGUCCUCCAGGCCAUGAUGCUGAGUUUUGGAGCCCUCCGUUUUCACAACUCUCACCUGGAGAUGGCUAUACACCCUAAAGAUUUACAUCGUGAUUUCUUCUUUCGUCGCAUCAACUAUGGCAACAACACGCAUGUCAACAUCAGUGUCAAUGUUGGGGAAGACAAUAAGGCCAACCUGUAUGUGGCUUUGGACAGGAAUGAUAAGCCCUACUACGCCUGUGAUGCUGGUUGUCUGGAUGCUCCAGUACCACUGGGCAAAGAGUGGCAACGCUUCCCUGUGAAGUUAACCGAUCCGUUGACCUCCAUCCUGUACAUCACUGCUGAUAAGAUUCAUGUGGAGGAGCUGAAGCAUGCUAUACAUGUCAAGGCCAUAGAGGAAGCACCAGCUCAUGAGCACCACGUGAUUGCCUUACAUCGGCAUGGCCAUCACUUCGGUGGACUGCCCACUCUCUUCUGGGUUUCUAUUGCCUUCCUCAUCAUCAUCUUCCACCUGUUUCUGUUCAAGCUCAUCUACAAUGAAUACUGCCAAGGACAAGAGAGAUACGCUCGCUCAAAGUACAACUUAUAGCACCUGCCCCAGGGGUUCCACACAUCAUCAUGUAUAUAUCAUGUUAAUAUAUCACACAUUAUGCAAAUACCAGCUGCUACAAUACUGUCCAUGUAAAACAUAUGGUACAAUCACUGUUCAUGUGCUCAGUCUCAUUGGUGCAUCUUGCAGUGCGGCAUUCAUCUGUGUAUUGUGUACGUAUCAUUACACCGACUGACUGCAGCAGACAUUCUACCAUGACUUGCUACUGUGAUUGGGCCUUAAAGGGGAGACUUGGAUUAGACUUGAUUUAUAAUCAUCACUUUAACAUAAAAUGGUUUCAACUAACCAGUUAGGGAAUGUCUUAAGAAUGCGCGUCUAACCAGUUAGGGAAUGUCUUAAGAAUGCGCGUGUGUGUGGUAGAAAUGAACGAUGUACUUUUUUAUAAUGAAUGAAUGUGUAACCUACAGUCUGUGGUUAUAAACUAUUGUUACACAGUCCUGACAUCUUCUGGUCCUUGCACUGCUCGGGAAUACUAGAAUGUUUAUAAUGGGUAGUUUUCUGUAUCUCACUUUUGAAAUAUUGUCCAUUUGGUAGUCUUACAUG